AUGGCGACCGACAUCUCGUACCUCUCCCAGGAAAUCCAAGCGGAGCUUGCGCAGCCAAAUGCUCGCCACGACCCAGCCAUCAUCGAGAACAAUGCGCCGCUCGCCAAAAGCAUCUUCCACGAUGCAAAGGAGGCCACCGAAGCGGAGCAUAAGCUCAAGCCAGUCAAAGGCCUGCGAAAAUAUCCCAAAGCCGUUUUCUGGUCCGUCUUCGUGUCGUUGGCAGUGGUGAUGGAUGGCUACGAUCAAUCUUUCUUGGGCUCGCUGUACGCCGAAAAGGCAUUCCAAAAGCACUUUGGCAAGCCAUUUAAGAAGGGCUAUCAGGUUCCCGCUCCAUGGCAAAGCGGCAUAUCAAAUGCCAGCUCUGUUGGAGUCAUCAUCGGCAUUCUGUUCAACGGAUGGAUCUCCGAGCGCAUUGGGAUGAAGAAGACGAUGCUGGGCGCGUACGUAGCCAUUACUGGCUUCAUCUUCAUCCUCUUCUUUGCAGAAUCGAAGGCUGUUCUACUUGUCGGCGAGUUUCUGUGCGGGAUACCAUGGGGUAUCUUCCACACGACCGCCCCGGCGUACGCAUCAGAAGUGUGUCCGGUGAUCUUGAGGGCGUAUUUGACAUCCUUUGUCAACUUAUCAGCAAUUUUCGGUCAGCUCCUUGCGGCCGGGGUACUGCGCGGCGUGGAAGGAAUGGCAGGCCGAUGGGCGUACGACAUUCCCUUUGCCAUCCAGUGGAUUUGGCCCGUGCCUCUUUUCAUCGGGAUGCUCUUUUGCCCCGAGUCGCCGUGGUGGCUCAUUCGGAAAGGGCGUGUGGAAGAUGCAGAGCAUGCACUGCAACGCCUCUCCACCGGCGCCGACACCCGCCAGGCAAUCGCACUGAUGACUCGAACCACGCAAGAGGAAAAGCUGACAGUCGGCGGGAACUUCUUCGACGUGUUCAAAGGCACCGAUCGGCGUCGCCUUGAAAUUGCCUUCUGCGCUUGGGGCAUUCAGACCUUUUCCGGCCUUCCUUUGCAAGGCUACAAUACGUAUUUCUUCGAACAGGCCGGCUUGGACGACUCCAACGCUUUCGGUUUGAGCAUCGGCUACUACGCCAUCGGCUUUCUCGGCACUGUCCUCUCCUGGUUCCUGCUUACGUCUUUCGGCCGCCGCUCCAUUUUCCUCGUUGGACUAAGCUGCAUGUGCGUGGUGCUCUUCACCAUCGGAUUCGUCGCAAUAGCUCCAUCCACCAACAGAGCCGCCGACUGGGCUCAAUCCAUCUUACUAGUCGUAUGGGUGUUCCUCUACGACAUCUCCGUCGGCCCGGUGGCAUGGACGAUCGCCAGCGAGGUCUCUGCAACACGGCUUCGAAGACCCACAAUCGCUAUAGCUCGGAACUCCUUCUACCUCUCCAGUAUCGUGUGGGGCGUGUGUGUGCCUUACUUACUCAAUCCAACGGCCGCGGGCCUCAAGGGUAAGACGGCUUUUGUCUUUGCCGGGACGUGUUUGAUUGCGGUGGCGUGGACCUAUUUUCGCUUGCCAGAAACGAAGGGCAGGACGUAUGAAGAGCUCAACAUCUUGUUUUGGAGGCAGGUGCCGGCGAGGAAGUUUAAGGAUGAGAGUGUUGACGCUUAUGACGAGGAGCAAUUCGUGAAUCCGGUGGUGGACGAAGUGCUCGAAAAGAGGGCGGAGACACAUGAGCACAAGGCUGAGGCGCACCUCUAG
Neohortaea acidophila is the source of this 1689-nucleotide messenger RNA. RefSeq lists its product as uncharacterized. The record is from RefSeq and is a predicted model, not a curated record. Gene Ontology annotation, molecular function: carbohydrate:proton symporter activity. Bases 1 to 1689 code for a protein of 562 amino acids. Gene Ontology annotation, biological process: transmembrane transport; carbohydrate transport. NCBI's taxonomy places the organism in Eukaryota, Fungi, Ascomycota, Dothideomycetes, Mycosphaerellales, Teratosphaeriaceae. The transcript is spliced from 3 exons. Gene Ontology annotation, cellular component: membrane.